Cryptococcus wingfieldii CBS 7118 is the source of this 2700-nucleotide messenger RNA. Its product is annotated as heat shock protein. The record is from RefSeq and is a predicted model, not a curated record. NCBI's taxonomy places the organism in Eukaryota, Fungi, Basidiomycota, Tremellomycetes, Tremellales, Cryptococcaceae. Gene Ontology annotation, biological process: cellular response to heat. Gene Ontology annotation, molecular function: ATP hydrolysis activity; ATP binding. Bases 1 to 2700 code for a protein of 899 amino acids. Gene Ontology annotation, cellular component: cytosol; cytoplasm. The transcript has 9 exons.
AUGGCCGAAAACCUCACAGACAAGUCUUCUGAAGUCCUCAAGGCUGCCCUCGACAAAGCCGAGGAGCUCGCCAACGCCCAAGUCCACCCACUCCACCUCAUCUCUGUUCUCUGGGAAGAACCGAGCCAAUCAUCCACUGCCCCCGACCAGCCUACACUCCUCAAAGCGGCCGUCGAACAUGUCGGCGGCAACCCGACACUCUUCAAUCGCGCUCUCAUGGGCAAGAUUAACAGAUUACCUGUGGUCGACCCAGCGCCCUCCCCUCCCCUCCCCCUCGCCAACUCUUUCCAUGCUGUUCUCAGAGAAGCUCAAAAACUCCAGAAAGAUAUGAACGAUGGCUUUGUUGCCAUAGAUCAUCUCUUGCUGGCUUUACUGCAUGUCGACGGUUCCGAGAUGAAGGAGCUUUUGAAGGGUACAGGUGCCGAGAUCAAGGCCCUGGAAGCUGAAAUCAAGAGGAAGAGGGGAGGUAGGAAGGUGGAUAGCAAGAGCGCCGAAAGCCAAUUCGAUGCCCUCAACAAGUACUGUGUUGACCUCACUGCCCUCGCCGAACAAGGCAAGCUCGACCCAGUCAUUGGACGAGACAAUGAAAUUCGCCGAACCAUCCGCAUCCUUUCCCGCCGAACCAAGGGUAACCCCGUUCUCAUCGGUGAGCCUGGUGUCGGUAAGACUGCCAUCGCCGAAGGCCUCGCUCAGCGUAUCGUCGACCGGGAUGUCCCUGCAAGCUUGAUCAGUCGUCUCAUGGCCCUUGACAUGGGUGCUUUGAUGGCUGGCGCCAAAUACAAGGGAGAAUAUGAGGAGCGAGUCAAGGCCGUCCUCAGCGAAGUCGAGAAGAGCGGAGAUGAAGGCACUCAGAUUAUUCUGUUCAUCGACGAAAUCCAUCUCAUCAUGGCCGGAAAAGAUUCGAGCGGAGGUAUGGAUGCUGCCAACUUGCUCAAGCCCAUGUUGGCCCGAGGCAAGCUCAAGGUUAUCGGCGCGACCACUCUCAACGAAUACCGCCAAUACAUCGAAAAGGAUUCUGCAUUCGAGCGACGAUUCGCUCAAGUCAUUGUGGAUGAGCCUUCAGUUCCCGACACCGUUGCCAUCAUGCGUGGUAUUCGCGAAAAGUACGAAAGCCACCACGGGGUCCGAAUCAUGGACUCUGCUAUCGUCCUCGCUGCGCAGCUCGCCAAACAGUACCUCACCGCCCGACGCCUUCCCGACUCUGCUAUCGACCUCCUAGACGAGGCUGCCAGUGCCGUCAAAGUCGCUCGAGAGACCCGCCCUGAAGCUCUGGACGAGCUCGAGCGUAAGAAGCUCGGUCUCGAGGUCGAAGUCCAUGCGCUCGAGAGGGAAAAGGAUGAAGCUUCCAAAGAGAGGCUGGAGGCUGCCAAGAAGGCGAUUGCCGAUGUGGAAGAUCAGCUUGGACCGCUCAAGAGAGAGUACGAGAAUGAGAAGCAUAUUGGAGAUCAGAUCCACGAACUGAGAAGGAGAAUUGACGAACUACGUGCCAAGGCUGAUGAAGCUGAGCGAAGGUACGACCUCGCCACUGCAGCCGACAUCCGAUACCACUCCAUCCCUCAACGAGAAGAGAAGCUCAAGGAGCUGGAGCAGAAGGAAGCCGAGAAGGGUUCUGGUCAAGGUGUGACCCCCGAUGGUAUUGCGGAGGUUGUUGCUCGAUGGACAGGUGUUCCCGUUUCUCGUCUCGUCGAGACAGAAAAGGCCAAACUUCUUCGCCUCGAGAAAUUGAUCUCCAAACAGGUCAUCGGACAGCCCGAGGCUGUCAAAUCUGUCGCCAACGCUAUCCGACUCAGUCGAUCCGGUCUCGGUAACCAGAACCGACCUAUUGCCUCCUUCCUACUUGUUGGACCCUCUGGUACUGGUAAGACCUUGCUAGCCAAGACCGUCGCCAGUGUCAUGUUCAACAGCGAGGAUGCGAUGGUGAGGAUCGACGCUUCAGAGUAUUCAGAGAAGCAUUCAAUCUCUAGAUUGGUUGGAGCUCCCCCAGGUUAUGUCGGUCACGAGUCUGGCGGAGCUUUGUCCGAAGCUGUCCGACGCAAGCCCUAUUCUCUCAUUCUCAUCGACGAGAUCGAAAAGGCCGCUCGAGAGUUCCACCAGAUCUUCCUCCAAGUCCUCGAUGACGGCCGUCUCACCGACGGUCAAGGACGCACCGUCGACUUCCGAAACACCAUCAUCAUGAUGACCUCCAACGUUGGCUCCAACUUCCUGAACGAGAACCCAUCCGAAGGUCCCGUGCAGCCCGAAGUCCGCACACAAGUCAACGGUGCUAUCGCCAAGACCUUCCCUCCCGAGUUCAUAAACCGAAUCGAUGAUAUCAUUCUCUACAGGUCUUUGAGCCGGGCGGAUAUCAAGAAGGUGGUGGGCGUGAGGUUGCAAGAGAUCCAGAAGAGGAUCUUGGACAACAACAAAAAGAUCAAGUUGGACGUCGACGACUCUGCUCGCGAAUGGUUGGCACAAGCUGGUUACUCUCCUUCAUACGGUGCUCGACCCAUGGCCCGUCUCAUCCAGACCGAGAUACUCAACCCUCUCUCCCGACUCUUGCUCCAGGCCCGAGUACGGGAGAAUGAGACGGCGCAUAUUACUGCCGAUCUGAGGAAGAACCGACUGGUGGUUAUCCCCAACCACGAGCCAGAUGUGACAAUGCCGGACGAUAGUGAUGAGGAAGAUGAUUCAAUGGACAUUGAGGUGGAGGAUAUGGAUUAG